Molecule: messenger RNA, 1167 nt
Organism: Phytomonas sp. Hart1
Lineage: Eukaryota; Euglenozoa; Kinetoplastea; Trypanosomatida; Trypanosomatidae
Source: the annotation of a GenBank genome assembly
AUGAAGGCUAAAAUUUUGAAUAUUGCUAAUACGAACAACGAUGCCAUCAUCUCACGGCGCGUGCAGAACUUUACAGAUACUAUCCAGGAGAUCCUGAGGCGGGCAGACGCUGGGGAAAAGGUCGAGUCUAAUGAGACGGCACUCCUUAAGCGCCGCAAACUCGCUUCGAUGGAGAUCUCAAAGUUCUUUGAGCUUACCAAAGGCCCAAGCUACGCCGCGGAGCGCAAGAGCAAGGCGGUAGGGGACCUCACCGCGAAGAUGCUUCAGGAUGGCUCUUGGAGUACGACCAACUUCAAGGAGUACAACUUCGACGCGGCAGCCCCGGAUGCCGAUAUCGGGCAGCUGCACCCCCUGCUGAAAAUUCGCCAGGAGUUUCGCGAGAUCUUCAUGGAGCUUGGCUUUCAGGAGAUGGAUACGCAGCACUGGGUGGAGUCCUCUUUUUGGAAUUUUGACUCCCUUUUCAUCCCGCAGCAGCACCCCGCGCGCGAUGUUCAGGAUACUUUCUUCGUUUCUAAUCCUGCUGUGAGCAAAAAUGCACAUCGUUCCUUUAUGGAGCGCGUUCGCGCUAUCCACGAAAAGUCCUUUCGUAUGAAAUGGAAGGAAGAGGAGUCAUCGCGAAAUGUACUCCGCACUCAUACCACAGGGUCUUCUGCAUACACUUUAUACAAGCUCGCUCUUAAGUCGGGGGUGGAUACGGAGGGCCGCUGUAUGUUCAGUCCGGGCCGCUACUACAGCAUCGAUCGAGUCUUUCGCAAUGAGCAGAUGGACCGCACACAUUUGUGUGAAUUCCAUCAGAUAGAAGGCUUUGUUAUCGACCGCAAUAUUUCUCUCGCAAAUAUGAUGCACACCUUUGAUAAGUUCUUCCGUCGUAUCGGGAUCGCGAAGUUGCGCUUCAAGCCCGCCUUUAAUCCUUAUACAGAGCCAUCCAUGGAGAUUUUUGGCUACCAUAACGGCAUGAAGAAGUGGAUUGAAGUGGGUAAUAGCGGUUUAUUCCGCCCAGAGCUUCUGGGACCGAUGGGUUUUGAUGACGGCGUGCAGGUUAUGGCGUGGGGCCUGUCGUUAGAGCGUCCAACCAUGAUUAAGUAUGGAAUAAACAACAUUCACGAGCUAUUUGGUCACAAGGUCGAUAUCAAAUUUAUUAAGAACGCGGCUAUCGCAAGGUUCUAA